GACGCAAGGUCGGAAGCAGAGGUUCCGGAUUCCGGGUACCGUGAUGAAAGGAGGGAAGACAGGUGAGAAAAGGAGACGGACAGGUGGGGAGCGCCGUGAGGAGGUGGACGUAGCCUUUAGCUCAGCGUGACAGAGGCUGCAGAGAAGACAGCCGGCAGAAAGAGAAGUGGGCUGCCAUGGAAUCGCCAGAAGAGCCCGGCACGUCCAUGGACGAGAACUACUUCGUGAAUUACACCUUCAAGGACCGCUCGCACUCUGGCCGGGUGGCCCAGGGCAUCAUGAAGCUGUGUCUGGAGGAGGAACUCUUCGCUGAUGUCACCAUCUCGGUGGAGGGCCGGGAGUUCCAGCUCCACCGGUUGGUCCUUUCGGCUCAGAGCUGCUUCUUCCGCUCCAUGUUCACGUCCAACCUGAAGGAGGCCCACAACCGUGUGAUCGUACUGCAGGACGUCAGCGAGUCUGUCUUCCAGCUCCUGGUGGAUUAUAUCUACCACGGCACGGUCAAGCUCCGAGCUGAUGAACUGCAGGAGAUCUACGAGGUGUCGGACAUGUAUCAGCUGACGUCUCUCUUUGAGGAGUGUUCUCGCUUCUUGGCACGCACCGUACAGGCAGGGAAUUGCUUGCAGGUGAUGUGGCUGGCGGACAGGCACAGCGACCCUGAGCUCUACACGGCUGCCAAGCACUGCGCCAAGACCCACUUGGCCCAGCUGCAGAGCACCGAGGAAUUUCUCCACUUGCCCCACCACCUGCUCACGGAUAUCAUCUCAGAUGGAGUUCCGUGUUCCCAGAACCCAACAGAAGCAAUAGAAGCCUGGAUCAAUUUUAAUAAAGAAGAAAGAGAGGCUUUUGCAGAGUCACUAAGGACCAGCCUGAAGGAAAUUGGGGAGAAUGUGCAUAUUUACUUGAUUGGGAAAGAGUCCUCGCGUACCCACUCGCUGGCCGUGUCCUUGCACUGUGCGGAAGACGACUCCAUCAGCGUGAGCGGCCAGAACAGCUUGUGUCACCAGAUCACGGCUGCCUGCAAGCAUGGAGGUGACCUGUACGUGGUGGGAGGCUCCAUCCCGCGCCGCAUGUGGAAGUGCAACAAUGCCACAGUCGACUGGGAGUGGUGUGCACCUUUGCCCCGGGACCGGCUGCAGCACACCCUGGUGUCUGUGCCCGGCAAGGAUGCCAUCUACUCCCUGGGUGGAAAGACCCUGCAGGACACCCUCUCCAAUGCAGUCAUCUAUUACAGGGUGGGUGACAAUGUAUGGACAGAGACAACCCAGCUGGAGGUGGCUGUGUCAGGGGCCGCGGGGGCCAACCUCAAUGGGACCAUCUACUUACUGGGCGGGGAGGAGAACGACCUGGACUUCUUUACCAAACCCUCCCGACUCAUCCAGUGCUUCGACACAGAGACAGACCGCUGCUACGUGAAGCCCUACGUGCUGCCCUUCGCAGGCCGCAUGCAUGCCGCUGUGCAUAAGGAUCUGGUGUUCAUCGUGGCCGAGGGGGACUCCCUGGUCUGCUACAAUCCCCUGCUAGACAGCUUCACUCGGCUCUGCCUUCCCGAGGCCUGGAGCUCCGCCCCGGCCCUCUGGAAGAUCGCCAGCUGCAACGGAAGCAUCUAUGUCUUCCGGGACCGCUAUAAGAAGGGGGAUGCCAACACCUACAAGCUUGACCCCGCCACUUCGGCUGUGACUGUCACCAGAGGCAUCAAAGUGCUGCUUACUAACUUGCAAUUUGUGUUGGCCUAGGCUGGGUGGGGGUUGGGGGAGCAGCGUUUUCC
Ochotona princeps (American pika) is the source of this 1765-nucleotide messenger RNA. RefSeq names its product kelch repeat and BTB domain containing 4 (gene KBTBD4). Gene Ontology annotation, molecular function: protein binding. Bases 177 to 1733 code for a protein of 518 amino acids. The transcript is spliced from 4 exons. The record is from RefSeq and is a predicted model, not a curated record. Lineage: Eukaryota; Metazoa; Chordata; Mammalia; Lagomorpha; Ochotonidae.